GCCUCCAGGACUUACCCACAUGACGUGUACAUAGAACCGGUUUUUCUACGCAGUAGUCUGACCAAGCUUCAUUGAAUGGAUUCAGUUGUACGGAUUUAAUUGAGCAACCAGUUAAUUAAAGAUGGCGGACGAAGGAAAAUCUGAGAGAAUAAGACUAGUCAAGAAGGAUGCUGAUCACUCAGAACUGGAGGCUAUUUUCCAAACUACGUCCGAGUCGCACCCGGACACAGACAGGGCCGGCAGGUUCUCCUCCAAACUCGGCCUCAUCAUCAGCUGUGUGGGCUGCGCUGUGGGAACGGGAAAUCUCUGGCGCUUUCCGAGAAUUCUGGCUAAUAACAGUGGAGAGAAAGGAUGUCUGCAGUUUCUACUGGUCUGGUUGGUGUUCCUGUUCCUGUGGUCCAUGCAGUUUAUCAUUAUGGAGUACGCCAUUGGUCGGUUCACCAGGAGGGCUCCACCAAUGGCAUGGCACGAUCUACUGGGUGUGAAGUCCACAUGGCUUGGGGGCUGGAUAAGCAUAGUAAACUUUUUGAUGACUUGCUACUACGGAGUCGUCGUCGGAUGGUCUAUUCACUACAUGUACUACUGCAUCUUUCACCCCCUACCAACAAACUUUGAAGAGAGCAGUCAGAUCUGGAAAGCGUUUGCUGAGGAAAGCAGCUGGCCUGUACUAUUACACUUCUUAGCUACUGCUGCAUCUGUCCUUGUGAUGUGGAAAGGAGUAAACAGCAUCGAACCAGCCAUGAAGGUCAUGAUUCCCGGACUCUUGAUUUUGGUCAUCACAGCGUUUAUCUGGGCUCUAACCCAACACAACGCAGGGACUGCACUUGCCUUCAUUUUCACACCAGACUGGCAACUAUUGGGUACCCCCAGACUAUGGAUUGACGCCCUGUCCCAGAACGCAUGGGAUACAGGAGCAGCAUGUGGGAUUUUCCUGGUGUAUGGAGCGAGCAUGACCCAAAGCAUGGGACCUGUGAAGACAGGAGCUCUCAUACCAUUCCUCAACAACACUGUAAGCCUGAUGUCUGGCACGAUGGUGUUCUGUACCGUGUUUUCCACCUGGACCAAAGUUAGUCCCGGAGGAGACAAGGACGACCUGAUGAAACUCCUGAAGACGAACGGGCCUGCCAACACAGGACUCACCUUCGUCUGGAUGCCGAUUCUAUUCUCCACCAUGACCGGCGGCCGAGUGAUGGCGUCCCUUUACUUCCUCAUGGUAGUGGUGGCAGGGUUCAGUAGCUACUUCACCGCGAUGAACAGUACUGCUCAGGUUCUUGUCGACUGGGGAGUGAGAAGAAACGUGGCAUCAGUGGUUGUGGGUACACUAGUGUUCCUCCUGGGCGUCCCCAGUGCUGUCAACGUUAGCUUUCUUGCAAUCCAGGACUUUAUAUGGGGCGCUGCAUUAAUCAUCUCAGGGUUGGUUUUCAUCUACCUGUUCUGGAGAUACGGGUCAUUGAACUUUCGCCUCAACCUGCUGAACGAGGCAGGAGAUGGCUCCGACUGGAAACUACCUAAAGCUUGGGAAUGGCUUGUCAAAUACGUGUUACCAGUUGAGGGUCUAACGUUACUGGUGUGGUGGGUCGUCAGUACUGUACGGAACGAGAAAAUCCCCUGGUACCAGCUGGGAGAAGGGUCUCUGAUGACAGCAAUCCUGGGGUGGUUCGUGGUUGGGUUGGUUCUCCUGGGUCUGAACCUGGUGUUUGUCCGGUACCGAGCCCGCAUGUCCCGCUGGUGGUCUUCACUCAUCGCCAAACAGGAGGACAUCCCCGCCUGCUGCUGUGGUCACAGACAGGACAGAGGAGACCGCGACAACCCCAUGACCAUGACAGACAAGGCUAAAGAGGCACCAGUUCUAGAGUAUAACACGAUAGAUUGAUUGUUGUCUUACCGUAACAACGCGUACGUUUCUCAACAGCUUCUUGUUAAAUGUUCUAUACUGGUCUAUUUACCGUUUUCUGUAUUAAUGUUAUAAUGACUACUAUGCAUUAGGAUUAAUCACAUUGACAGUUUUGAGAGGAAGCUUCUUGGAUGUUGGAGAAUUUUUACACAAGCCGUAUGAACUUACUUUUCUAACGUUUUGAUGACUCUCGAUGACACCUUCGUCAGAGCUUCUGACUGGAGUUCCGUUUCUCGACGCUAUAUGUAGCCGAUGUAGGUGUCGCUCUUACGGCGAGAACACAAUCCUAAACAUAGCUAAACUUUAGAAAAGUAAGUACAUGUGGGUUGAGUAAAAAGAAUUUUUCUAUAUCCUAAACCAACCUUAUAGAAUUAUUUUCGGGAGAAAUCUUCAUGCUGUUUUGUGUAUUUAUUACUUUGAAUAUCAAUAAAGCAGGCAGGUGAUGUCCACCAUAUUGGUGUCCUUGAUUUGCAUUUCAAAGAUUGUAUUUCAUGCGUUAACAGUAUUUUUGUGUUAAUGUUUCAUUGGAAAGUUUACAUAUAUUAUUCUGAUAGUUCUUUCUUUGCGAGGGUUAGACGGUUUUUCAGUGGCGGAAAUGUUGGAACAUAAGUCCAGAAGUGUAAGCUAUACUUCUUAGUUGUGCUGUGUUAGUUAC
Messenger RNA from Branchiostoma floridae (Florida lancelet), 2549 nucleotides. RefSeq lists its product as uncharacterized. Gene Ontology annotation, cellular component: membrane. The transcript is spliced from 13 exons. Bases 122 to 1873 code for a protein of 583 amino acids. The record is from RefSeq and is a predicted model, not a curated record. NCBI's taxonomy places the organism in Eukaryota, Metazoa, Chordata, Leptocardii, Amphioxiformes, Branchiostomatidae.